AUGGUCACUAUCGGUGUACUACUACUAUAUAGUUUUGCAAUUGUUGACCAGUUUAAGCUGCCGAUAGACGACGAUGAGUGGAAUGGACGUCUAGCCAGAUCAAACGGUGCAGGCGCUACGAGAAUGGACGCCACAUCAGCAUUUUCUGCUGCGGUGGCUGAACGGCUAAAUUACAAGAAGAUCUUCUUAGUGAGGUACUCCGACUUGGACUUCGCACCACAGCCUGAAGAGCCACACGUUGAGGCUAGGGUCUAUAUCAAAGAACUUUAA
Arctia plantaginis is the source of this 270-nucleotide messenger RNA. Lineage: Eukaryota; Metazoa; Arthropoda; Insecta; Lepidoptera; Erebidae. The record is from the annotation of a GenBank genome assembly.